Grus americana (Whooping crane) is the source of this 1915-nucleotide messenger RNA. It is a transcript of the gene MAPDA, whose product is annotated as adenosine deaminase like. Bases 176 to 1204 code for a protein of 342 amino acids. Gene Ontology annotation, molecular function: adenosine deaminase activity. The record is from RefSeq and is a predicted model, not a curated record. The transcript is spliced from 10 exons. Lineage: Eukaryota; Metazoa; Chordata; Aves; Gruiformes; Gruidae. Gene Ontology annotation, biological process: adenosine catabolic process; inosine biosynthetic process.
GAAGCGGCCGGUGGCGGCCGGGGCCCUGCCCGUCCCUCAGGCGGCGGCGGCCGCGGGAACCCGCGGUGCGGGCGGGAGCCGGGGCUUGAGGGGCUGGCGGCGCUCCGGUACUGCGGGAGGGAGGGCGGGCGGCUGCUGCUGCUUUCUCAGAGGUUUUGUGAAACACGCGCUUCCGAUGUCCUGUAUCCCACAGAAUAAUGCGGAACUUCAUGCUCAUUUGAACGGCUGUAUCAGUUCUGCCACUAUGAAGAAACUUAUGGCCCAGAAGCCGUACCUUCAGAUCCAGAAUGGAAUGACUGUCAUUGACAAAGGAAACAAAAGAACCUUAGAUGAAUGUUUUCAGAUGUUUCAGAUCAUCUAUCAGAUUACCACGAGGACUGAGGAUAUUUUACUGAUAACUAAAGAUGUUAUUAAAGAAUUUGCUGAUGAUGGUGUCAAGUAUCUGGAAUUGAGGAGCACUCCCAGAGAAGAAAAGACCACAGGUAUGACCAAAAGGACGUAUGUUGAAACUGUACUUGAGGGUAUAAAGCAGUGUAAAGAAGAAGGCUUGGAUAUAGAUGUAAGGUUGUUAAUAGCAAUAAAUAGAAGAGGUGGCCCAGCAGUUGCUAAGCAGACUGUUAAACUUGCUGAAGAGUUCCUUCUUUCCACUGAUGGCGUUGUAGUAGGACUUGACCUCAGUGGUGAUCCCACUGCAGGACAUGGCCAAGAUUUUUUGGAACCGCUCUCAGAAGCAAAAAAAGCAGGUCUAAAGCUGGCAUUGCAUCUUUCAGAGAUUCCAAAUCAAGAAGAGGAGACCAAAAUUCUCCUGGGCCUGCCUCCUGACAGAAUUGGACAUGGAACAUUUCUCAACUCUGCAACAGCAGGUUCAGAAGAGUUAGUGCCACUUGUUCGACGGAAUCAUAUACCUAUUGAACUUUGCAUGACAUCAAACAUCAAAACUCAGACAGUGCCUUCCUGUGACAAACACCAUUUUGGGUACUGGUACAACAUGGGCCACCCUGCAGUGCUUUGUACUGAUGAUAAAGGCGUCUUUGCAACAGAUCUAUCGCAAGAAUACGAGCUGGUUGCAAAAACAUUUAAUCUGACUCGAUCACAGAUGUGGGAUCUUUCCUAUGAAUCAAUCAACUACAUCUUUGCUUCAAGUGUAGUAAAAUCAAAGCUAAGGGAACAGUGGUGUAAACUGAAGCCAAGUCUGUUUGAUUAAUCAAACUGUUGUUCUGAACAGCGUGGGUGCAUUAGUUUAGUUAAUAAGCAUUUUUUGCUGAAGUCCCUGGCUUUUUUCAGACUUCAGGUAUAUAAAUCCAGCCCGUAAACUGCCUGUGCAAAGCGAGGACGAUAGGAAUGCACCCUUUGUUAGUGGGGACUGAAGUACAUGUUCUGUCGUAGUUGGGGAGGGGUCUCAACCAGUGACUAAAAUUCCAAAUGUGUUGUCAUGUAGUUUCUUGUCAGUUAUACAAUAUUUUAAAAAAUAGUUGACAUAUGUCAUCAUACUACAAAUAUUUGAGAGUCAGAACAAACUAAAGGCACAGCUGUUAGGGUUUAAAAUGUCUGUUGGCAACAUUACAAGUAUGGCGUGUAUAUUUGGGGUUGUAUUUUUUUGAACAGAAGUUUUGAGCCAUUGAUUCAAUGUGAAGACAGAAACAAACUCAGGGAGAAUGAAGUAUUUUUCCCAAAGGAAUCAAAUAUUGCAUCUGUUUUUAUUGGUGUACAUGUGUGACUGAAGCCUGCUGUGGGCUGUGGAGCGUGUGCAGUGGUGCCUAUCAAUGCACUCAGCACUGGUGGUAUUCAAAGUGUGAAUCUUGAAUGCUUUAGCAAACUAUGAGCUACUUUGGGGAAAUGCUCAAAUUCUUAAAAUGCUUUUUAGAAUUGCUGUUUGUUUCUUGUAAAAAGGCAAUAAAAAUAGCUUCAACCUCCA